This is a messenger RNA of Oncorhynchus mykiss (rainbow trout), 6462 nucleotides long. RefSeq lists its product as uncharacterized. NCBI's taxonomy places the organism in Eukaryota, Metazoa, Chordata, Actinopteri, Salmoniformes, Salmonidae. Gene Ontology annotation, cellular component: membrane raft; plasma membrane. Gene Ontology annotation, biological process: negative regulation of T cell activation; B cell receptor signaling pathway; intracellular signal transduction. The record is from RefSeq and is a predicted model, not a curated record.
GUGGGCGCUAAGUGGAGGAGGCCGUUGGAGCGAAUGGGUAGGACGCCUGCCUCCAUCACAUGGUCCAGCGUAACCGAGAAACCUCGAGCACAGAUGGAGCAGGACGGGAAACCGAGAGACGAGCCCCUCUGGUAGCGGCGAGAAGCAUCCUCUGAAAUAGAAACAUAAGCUGCCCCUUCCGCAGCAGAAACGGAAAAACGGACGCAAGAAAAAAAGCAACAACAAAACCGACAGUUUUGCACAGUGUCAUGCUGCUUUCGCGUUUAAUAAUAUCACAGAAGAGUCAGGGAAGGUUGUGAGUGAGUGAGGGGGUGGAUCUUUUUGCUGAGAAUGAAAUCCAAGGCGCUUGUUGUCCCAAGUGAAUUCAUUUGAAGAGCUUGCAGAGACACAGAGCGACCGGGAUGCCGCCCAACAUCGCUCCACCUAUUCAUCCGCGAGGUUAAGUUUUCCUGAGCACCCUCCUUCUGUGUGAGUGUGUGUCUGAGUGUGUGUCUGAGUGUGUGUCUGAGUGUGUUAUGGCGUCUGUGAUGGACGAUUCCUACCGUAAGGUGCUGUUGCUAGGGGCCAUCGCUGCAGCGUCAGCCUUUGUGGUCACCAUCAUCAUCGUGGUGGUUUGUGUGGGCUGCCAAAGGAAAAACAAGACCAAGCAUCCUCCGGCCAAUGGAGAGAAGGGCUCCUCAGUAGACCUGGGUGCUCUCCAUCAGCCCAAGAACAGCUCCAUCAGUAAAUCUGACACUAGGCUGCAUGAGAUCAACCGCUUGCCCCGCAACGGCAACAGUGGGGGUAAGAACCGUCCUGCCAGUAUGGACCUUCUCCUCCUUCACAGCCAUCGCUCCACCUCUGACAUCCGCCCCCCCCUUGUCCGCCAGCUCCCCCAGAUCCCCACCAGCCCCGAGGGGGAGGGAAACAUCCAGAGGGGAGGAGAAGAGGGGGUCAGAGACCACACCUACACUGAGGUGGGGAUCCGGAACUCACCCGUCCGUUGCUUUGACAAUGGGCUGUACGAGAGUGUAGGGGUUAGAGAGGUUGACACGGUGCCCCCAGCUCCCCCACCCACAUCAGCCAACACCCCAGCAACACCGAGGACCUCACAGAGCCCCAACGGGACCCGCACCGACGAUGUCCUCAAUGGGAACAGAAACAGGAAUGGGAAUGGAAAUGCCAGAGGAGCUGUUAAUGGGAGCAGCAGAGGAGGGAAGGGGCUCAACGGUGCUAACGGAUCGGCCCUGCCCUCCCUGGCCCCCCAGGACCCUGUAACGGCAGAGUAUGCCUCCAUACGGAAGGUCAAGAAGGUGGACAAGGCAACCAAGAAGGAGAACGGGAAUGCAGAGUCAGAUGACCAAUCAAGUGUGGGAGAGUCACCCUCUGCCCCGCCCCCUCCACUGCCCCGCAGCCAGGAGUUUCUACAGAAACAGCUGGGUCCAUUCCACCUGCACGUCUUCCCUAAGGAGGCAGUGUUCAUGGGAAACGGGGAGCAGUACAUCUGGAAGCCCCCAGAGGACAAUGACAUCAUCACCUUGCACCCAGCGCCUAUACCCCCGGGGGAGAAUGGACAGGGAUACACACCCACAGCCAUGGAGAUUUCUGACACCUACUCCACUGUGUGUAAAACCCAGAAGAAGAAACCUCCCCCGGACAACAAUGGAGCCAAUACCCUCCCCCAAAACCAGUGCUCUGUGGAGGAGAAUGGAGGAGGUGGGGGAGGAGGAGCAGGAGGGAAUGGGGCGUGGGCCGGUUCCGGGGGAGGGGUGAGGGGUCGUGGCCGGGGGAUCCAGGGUGGUCAGGCCCGAUCCCACGAGGAGCCCUGCUACGCGCCAGUUGGUGACAGGACCUGGCCCGCCUGUGUGGUAGCCAAGUCUGCCCCGGCGUACGCCACUAUAGACUCCCACCGGAAACGUGAGCAGGCAGGUACCAAUAUUGGUGUACUGGGGUCAAACGCCACACUGAAGCCCAAGAAGAAGCUUCCUCAGCAGGAAGCGCUGACUCCAGGGGCCCCGGGCCCCCAGGGACCUCCAGCAGGUCCCCUGGCCCCUCUAACCAAGGCCCUGCCUGGGGGGGAGAACUUCUAUGAGACCAUCAGUGAUGUGAAACAGGGUGCUAACACAGCCAGCACCACCACCAUCUUCACUUUCAACGACGGGAUGGAGAUGUACGUCACUGGCCUGUAGCUGAGAGACACUGGCUCACACACUGUGGGGAUCAGACCUGUUUGGGUUCUUCUGACCCUGUCUACACCUGGUAUGAGCUAUGAAAGGGACUGGCAACAAUGCAUAUAGCAAUGAGACCCACUGGUGAAACCAAGCAUCGGAAGUCACUUUCAUAAUACAAUGUCUCCAGUGACAUGAUUAUGGCCACAUCCAGUGACAAAAGAAGAAGACAAUGUUUGGAGGUGGAUGUGGAGGCAUUCACCAGGUUUAGACAAGGUCUCUGACCCAGGGGCAGACACCAGACCCAACCAGUGGUGGAAAUUGACUUUUUGGUUCACUGACUGGGGGAUUCCAGAUAGGGGUUCCAGUGCCAGUCGUAGCUUUGAAAGGAACCCAGUUCCAGGGGUCCCUCCUCAUUUACACCACUGGACCAACAGAACCAGAACUACUCUACGUCUUUGAGAUGUAUCACAGAGCCAGUCUCGCUAACCCAGUCUGGCUAACCCGAGACUGAAUCAUUCGAGCCAGACUCCAACAACAGGUCCAACGAGACCAGACUGAGCAUCACGUUUUGCACUGGAUAACAGUGUCACUAUUCACUUUACCUUACCUUACACACCCAUUUGUGUGACAUUUUACAUAUAUAUUUAUUUUUGUAUAAAGAUGGUACCCUUAAUAAAGCAUGCCCUGUACAGAACGCACAACAUGAUAACACGCAAUCACAGAUACAUGUGCAAACACACACACACUGUAGGAAAACAUUGUUGUGCAUGAAAACACACAUUCUCACAAAGAUGACAGAGGAAAGAAGUGUGGAGACACCCAGGUGGCUUCACUUACAAGUCCCCACCCCCUGAUGACAUUAUCGAUGGUGUCACUGGUAGCUUCACUUAGAAGACUACUGACUAACUACAUUAGGAGUCUUUUUCUACGGCAAUACAGGGGUAAUACAGGCCUACUUCAAACAUUUUAGAUAUUUUUUGUUAAUAAUUAUUAUUAAAUUCAUUUCGAUUGAUCAGGUAGCACCCCUACUUCCCGCGGCUAUGUUUAUAUUGUUCCUUUCUGUUCCUCUUUAAACCUCUGAAAUAUAUAUAUUUUCUUUACAUUUAGCUCAACAUUAAAUGACUUCACCAAUCAGUGCGGAUCGAGCAGAUUGCUAUGGAGCGGGCAAGCUAUUUACAUGCAUUGGACAGACGAGUGUUGAGCACAAUAUGCGACUGAAAUUUGGCCAGUGGGGAGUGAGCGAGAGAGGGUGAAGAAGGCUUGGCUUGAUGCGCUGGGCAUCUUGUUGUUAUGAUAUACAUUAUCGGAAUUAGGGCCACAAAAUUAUACCUACGGAGGAGUGGCUUCUAUGAAGGAACUUAGAAUGUCUUUGAGCUUCAGAGAGUUGGCUUAAUGUUGGACCAGCUAGCUAGCUAGCUAACUAACAAGCUUCUGUGUGUAGAGCGGCACCAGAAUGAAAAGAAGAACAUGUCUUACCUUUUUGUGGUUAAUAAAUGUGAAAAGUGAUAAUUAUAGUAUCCUUAACUAGCAUUGAAAAGGUUCAUCUAUUCUUCUCUAAUAAAAACAUCUCUCUCUAAUUUCUGAAUCACGCUUGUAACAUCAGUAGACUACUAGACUAUACUUCGGAGGGGGAAGGACAGGUUGCCUACACAUGCACACACACUGGCAAAGAUGUUCAGCUGGCAGGAAUACGUUUCUGAGUGACAUAGUGAGGGCUUUGCAUAGGCGUUUUGUUGCGUUUUUUGUGGGAAUGUAAAAAAAAAAUCCCGGAACGUAAGAUAACAUUAUUAACCAGUUCCCAUGCUUUUAAAAUAACAGUUCUGUUCCGGAAUAGUAUAUAUUAGUUUAAUUUGCGGUUGUGAUUCUGUACAUCUAAAUGUUUUGUUAUUUUACAGGUUUUUGGUUCUGUUCUCUGAACCGGUUCUAACCCCUGACGGUAACAUACUCUAACCUGGAGGAGGCGCUCUCGUCUCAAACCCAACACUCUCCUGUACAACUUUUCCUUUUUGGUGUUCAAGGUAGAAAUUGCCCCUAACCACAGAUCUAUAGCCCAUACAUACAGUACGCUGAAGAUGUCUUGUAGCUGUACGUGGCUUUGGAUGAAAACGGUAUGGUGGUAUACGUCUACAUAGAGCAAUCAUUCACUAUACAUCUGAAAUACAUCUAUCAGACUUACAUGCAGGGAUUUUGAGCAACUUUAUUUUAAUCUUGUAGAUAUUAGUCUUGUAGAGAUGUAUCGAGCUCAUCCGGGUUGAUAGGUCAGGGUAAAAUGGCCACCGUUGUUCUUGUUGUCAGUGGUGACACAGUUCAAGCGAAGCAGUGGUCCACCUCAAGUUGCCUCACACUGUUAAUUCCAUCCAGAACUAUUGAGCUUUGACCACAGUGACUGACCACAGAGCAACAACUGACAAACUUAUUGGGAUAGUUCAACCCCACACCUAAGUCCUCCCUUUUCACAUCUCAAAAGUGGUCUAAUGUUGAGUUGAAUUCAUAUACCACAAGGUCUGUGGUGUAGAGCCUUGUAGAGAAAUUCGCAGGACUUAUGUUACAGACACACAGAGAAAUCGGACUGCCGAUAGGUAUUUAGCACAGUAGAAGGCUGCAGUGGCGUGUCUAGAACAUGUUAAACGGGUGGACAAGGUGAGGCACAUACCCAGUUUAGACGGGAAUAACAUUUACAACCUUAAUCGAUGUGCUUGCUUGUGCUCAAACAUUUUUGGUGGGCUUCAUAGUAAAGACACUGUGCACCCGUCAUUUGAAUGGAAAGGGACAUUUACAAACACCAGAAGUGUAAUGACAUUCGGCCUACAAGUGGUGUGUAUUCAUGGAUGCCAAAAUAAGCCAGGCUUCCCUCUGAAAUAUUACAAUUAAUACAAUGAUUUCUCAUUGGUGUCUAUUCAUGUUUAAUCAUUUUCCGUAAAAUUCUCAAGAGGCUGAAUCUAUUUCACCGGAGCGAGGGAAACAGGGCCUCUCUGGGCCAUCCCCUGGACACGCCACUAGGAUGCAAUUCCUUCUCUUUCUAGAACAAAAUAUGUCCCUGCUGUGUGCCGACCUGGUGCCGACAAACUUGCGGUUUCUACUUGUAGAAUCUCAAUGCUCGUCAGUGGCCUUAAACGGAACUUUGAUCCAAUCAGAGAGCACUAACCUCCACAUAGGGGAGUGACAAGAAAUAGUAAAGAAUAGGGACCUUUCCCGGUGUAAUCCUCCACCUUUUCAUCAGAAUUGUCCUAGCUAAAAGAAUAGAGCUGCAAAAUGCAUAGAUUUUUUUCUUGAGCAAUCUUGACAUAUUUUAUGUCUAGGAGUUUUGUGCUUGAAGAAAGAUUUUUAGUUAGGUUCAGUUUGAUAAUGUGCAGCCGCUCAAUAGUUAGCUAGCGAGCUCACAUUAGCUUGCUAACUGAGCCAGGCAGUCACACACACUUCAUAUGAAACUAAUCGAGUUGGUAAGUACAUAUGGUGACAACAUUUAAAAUAUGCAAAUGAGGGACAACAGGAUGAUUUUUACAGGACAUUUGAAUAGCCUACAUGGAAUUUUUUGGGCAGGGCAGCACAUUGCUCCCCCCCCUCCCCCAAAAAAUACCCCCAAAAAUACCCUCAAACACCAAGUUAGGCAUACCACGUUUAAAAAUAGACCAUCACUGUCAAUCGUGAAUGAUAAUUCUUCCUGAUUUACCAGUGAAAUGUCCAAACUGCAUGCCAAUCAUUUGAUCUCAAUCAGUUUCAUUGGAAUAUCCAUUAAGAUCUCCUUGAAUUACUGUUUUGUGACUAAAUUAGAGCUGAUGGUGUUAACAAACUAUUAGCCUUCCUGUAUUUUGAGUUUUGGACACAUUAUCUUUUGUUUUUUAACAUUCAGCUGACCUAAAAUCUCAUAAGAAAUUAGAUGGUGUUUUUGGUGUAACAACAACAUUAUGAUAUUAUAUCUGAGUCUGUUAUGUAAAAUACAAAUGAUCAUUAUGUUUUGAUCUAACUUUACUACAGAGCCAGCGCCAGAACAAAUCAGUUGGACGGGCAUUUGAUUUCCAUAUGGGGGGGGGGCAUGUUUUUUCACAGGAACUAUGUGCUUUUUUUAAAGGGUUUUAUAGUAAAGACAUGUAAUUUAACUGCAUUUUUUUUUAACCUUUUAAUGUUAAACACAACUUGUCUUCAUCUGAUUGUCAAACAAAUCACUUCAAAAAGUAGGUUACCUUCACACGUUCGUCCAAAAUCCGUGUUGUAGAGUACUUAAGUAAAAAUACUUGAAAGUACUACUGCUUUUAAAUGCUAGUAAAACUAAGUGCAUCCUCAACCGAUUGCUGCCCGCACCCUCCCGCCCGAC